Messenger RNA from Priapulus caudatus, 2074 nucleotides. Its product is annotated as acetylcholine receptor subunit alpha-like 1. NCBI's taxonomy places the organism in Eukaryota, Metazoa, Priapulida, Priapulimorpha, Priapulimorphida, Priapulidae. The record is from RefSeq and is a predicted model, not a curated record. Gene Ontology annotation, cellular component: neuron projection; synapse; postsynaptic membrane. Gene Ontology annotation, molecular function: acetylcholine-gated monoatomic cation-selective channel activity; transmembrane signaling receptor activity. Gene Ontology annotation, biological process: signal transduction; monoatomic ion transmembrane transport; chemical synaptic transmission. The transcript has 6 exons. The coding region runs from base 337 to 1833 and encodes 498 amino acids.
CUUAACGCGCACCGCGCGCGCUGGCUCUCGCAUCGACGGGGCGACCAGCCACUGAGUGGCUGCGCUCCGAGCAGACACCAUGGCUGCACGAAAUCGCCGCCUGAAAUCAUCAUCGCCUCAGCGACGAUUCUCGUGCUUGUGUAUAUCCUGACAAAGAAUCGACAAACGUGCUCUCAUCCUUCUUCUCCUGCUCGGCCGUAAGUGUGUGCCCCUCGGCGGGGCAGCGCGAUUCGAAACCCGGUAGAACAGCAGCGGCGAUAGAUCCCCUAUGCGGGAAGUAUUCGUCGCCACGUCCUGACGACGGUGGUACGGCUGACUUGCACGCAGUGCUGAAAGAUGUCGUUCGCGCAGGACGCAGCCGGUCUUCUAGUGUGGAUACUCGUUGCUGUGAUCUCGUUCACCUGUAAAGGCUGCGAAGGUAACGACGAUGCAAAACGGUUGUACGAUGACCUUCUGGCGAGCUACAAUCCCCUGGGGAGGCCCGUGAGGAUGCAUAACCUCACCGUCGAGGUUACGUUGGGACUUAAACUCACCCAACUGAUUGAUGUGAACGAACGCGAUCAAGUAAUGACCACAAACGUGUGGGUGCAACAGGAGUGGAAUGACUAUAGACUAUGUUGGCGGCCCUCAGACUACGGUGGCGUGAAGGUACUAUAUGUACCGUCGGAGCUCAUAUGGAACCCCGAUCUUGUGCUUUAUAAUAACGCCGAUGGCGUGUACCAAGUGACGUUGAUGACGAAGGCGAAGGUGCACUACGACGGUCGCAUCGUCUGGGAGCCGCCGGCGAUCUACAAGAGCUCGUGCGACAUUCAGGUGAAGUACUUUCCGUUCGACGUGCAAAUGUGCGAGAUGAAGUUCGGCUCGUGGACGUACGACCGCCGACAGGUCAAUCUGAAGCACAAGAACUUCAGCGGCGACUACAAGGAGUACGCCAUCGACCUGUCGGAGUUUGUCAUCAGCAUCGAAUGGGACCUGAUGCGUGUGCCGGGGCAGCGCUGCUGCCGCUGCAAGUGCAAGCAGGACGACAGCAGCGGCAGCGGCUGCUGCCCAUGCUGCGACGAGGAUCUGUUCGUGGACAUCAAGUAUCAGCUGGAGCUGCGCCGGCGGACGCUCUUCUACACGGUCAACUUCAUCAUCCCGUGCGUGUCGCUGUCGUUCCUUACCGUCUGCACGUUCUACCUGCCCGUCGUCAGCGGCGAGAAGAUCUCGCUGUGUAUCUCGAUUCUCGUCAGCUUGACCGUCUUCUUCCUGCUGCUGUCGGAGACGAUACCGCCGACGUCGCUCGUCACGCCGCUCAUCGGCAAGUACCUGCUCUUCACGCUCUUCAUGGUAACAAUGUCCGUCUGCGUGACCGUAUACGUGCUCAACGUGCACUACCGCAGUCCGCGCACGCACGACAUGAACCCGUGGCUGAAGCGCGUCUUUCUCGAGAUACUGCCGCCGCUGCUCAUCAUGCGACGACCGGAGUUCCAGAAGGAUCAGACGUCGAUGAGUCUCGCUGAGACGAGCAAGCGCUUCUCGCGCCUCAUGUCCGUCGACAACGACAUUCUCAUUCAGCAGAUGCGGCUGCAGAACUCGAAACCGACGAGUUCGGACGUGCAGACGGCUAUGGAGGACGUGCAGUACAUAGCGCAGCAUAUACAGGAGGAGGAUGAAAUCAACUCGGUGAGGGAAGACUGGCAAUACAUUGCCAUGGUACUGGACAGACUUUUUCUUUAUUUCUUUUCGGCGGCGUGCGUUAUUGGAACGCUUGGAAUGAUGCUCAGCGCUCCCGCGAUAUACGACUUCUCGGAACCGGUGACAGAGCUGCUGAAGAAGAAAACAAAUACUUGACUAUAGACAAUUCGUAUUUGUAUCGCAUUUUUAAAUUCCGCAUCGUCAUCAACCCGCGGUUCUCUGAUAGGUUAUUGGUAGGGGAGGGAAGGGAAGGGAAGGGGGGAGGGUAUGGAAAGUCAUGAAUGUUCGUGUUUUUAUUAAAUUCGCCAGCGAAUGACUAUUAUCUUGCUUUCGUUUGUCGAAUGGAGAAAACUUUACGCGUUACUCGAUUAUCAAUAAAAUGUUUUUUUGUAAGUCA